AUGUCCCAACGACCUCCCUCCGAUCAUGGUUCAUCCUCCUCUGUCGCCAAGCUCCGCAAGAUCCCCGCCAUUCCUCUUCUCCGCGGUUCCAUAUCCAAUGCCGGAGACUCCGAUUCCGAUGAAGAAUACGGCCUUGACGAGGAUUUUCCUUAUGAACCUGACGAUUCCUCCAUCAUUAUGGCCUCCUCUCUCGGGUUGAACCACAUUCGGACGCGGUCUGGUCCUUUGCCGCAACGGACCUUGGCCGCUGGCACGCCCUCCAAUUUGGGAGAAACUUCCAGGACUAAUGCCACCGCUGGGACCGAUCCCGAGCCAAAACAUUCCUCCACUGAUCAUGGGAAAAAAGUUCUGUGGAGUCAAUCGAAAUCGUUUAGAUAUCCAACAGCUCUGAAUCAUGAUUUUGAGGUUAAUCAUGUAGCGUUUGGAAAGGAAAUUCAGUCUCCACGAUUCCGUGCCAUACUGCGUGUUACUAGUGGAAAAAAGAAGAGAACUCUGGAUAUCAAAAGCUUCUCUCACGAGCUUAAUUCCAAGGGAGUUCGCCCUUUUCCAGUUUGGAAGCCUCGGGCCUUUGGAUAUCUGGAAGAGAUCAUGGUGGCUAUCAGAGCCAAAUUUGACAGAUUGAAGGAUGAUGUUAAUUACGAACUGGGUAUUUUUGCUGGAGAUCUGGUGGAUACACUUGAAAAGACAGACCGGUCUCUGCCUGAAAUAAGAGAAGGUUUGGAGGACCUAUUGGUGGUUGCUCGGAAAUGUGCAACAAUGUCACCUACUGAUUUUUGGGCGAAAGGUGAAGGGAUUGUCCAAAAUCUAGACGACCGGCGGCAGGAGCUGCCAUUAGGGGUUCUUAAGCAAGCCCAUACCCGCCUUCUUUUCAUCUUGACACGAUGUACUAGGCUUAUUCAGUUUAGAAAGGAAAGUGGUUAUGAAAAUGAGCACAUUUUGGGUCUUCAUCAACUUAAUGAUCCAGGAAUUUAUCCAGAGAAAAUUAGGAAGCUCGAACAACUCGACUUUGGCGAUCCAUUGACUACGAAAGAAGAUAUUGAGCAGCAGCUGAAGUUGGUUGGGAAGGAUCAAGCCAGUCGCAUGGUGAAGCACCAUUCAGGUCCAAGUUUUGGUAGUAGUGCUGGAAAUGUUGAUCUGGACUCUGCCAUAAGUAAUGAUUCAUCUACAAGCACAUAUAGGAUGUCAUCCUGGAAAAAGCUACCAUCAGCAGUUGCUAAGAACCGGAAAGACACUGACACUACUGAAACACCUUCUAAGGAUAAACUUGAAACGUUGCAUGUACAUGAAGCUAAGACUGGGAGCAUCAAUCAAUUAGAUACCCCAUCUAUUCCUAUUGCGCAUUCUGAAGCACCUCCUAAAGAACAAAAACUAUCUUGGGGAAUAUGGGGUUAUCAAAAUGCUACUUUUGAGAAUCUGAUGAUAUGUCGGAUUUGUGAGGUUGAAAUUCCUACCAUUCAUGUUGAGGAGCAUUCUCGAAUAUGUACGAUUGCCGAUAGGUGUGAUUUGAAAGGUUUAACUGUGAACGAGCGCCUUGCACGGGUUGCUACAGCUCUUGAUAAAAUACUAGAGUCUUGGACACCUAAAAGUACACCGAGAAGUAGCAAUGUUUCCUGUGGAAAUUUCGAUACUGUUAAGGUUUCUACAUCAAGUAUGCAAGAAGAUUUUUUUGAGUUAUCAUCUAAAGGAAUCAAUUUGUCUUGUCAAAACUCAGAAGAUUUGCUUGAUUCCCUCCCUGUUACUGGCAACUCUUUUUGUAUGGAAAGUCAGGAUACCUUUCCUGAUCCAUCAUACAAUCGACCAUUUAAUUUCACACCAGAACACAGUACAAAAUCACUGUCAGCUGGAACUCUAACACCAAGAUCACCUCUUUUAACACCCAGAUCCAGCCAGAUUGAGUUGGCGUUGCAUGGGCGAAGAACAAUAUCUGAACUUGAAAAUUAUCAGCAGAUUUACAAAUUAUUGGAUAUUGUUCGUUCCAUUGCAAAUGUUAACAACUCUGGCUAUGGUGCAUUGGAGUCUAUGCUUGAUCGGUUAGAAGACCUUAAAUAUGCAAUCCAGGAUAGGAAGGUGGAUGCUCUUGUCGUGGAGACUUUUGGAAGGCGCAUAGAGAAGCUCUUGCAGGAAAAAUAUGUACAACUUUGUGGGCAAAUAGAAGAUGAUAAAGUAGACUCUUCAAAUGGAAUCGUCGAUGAAGAGAGUUCAGUGGAAGAUGAUGCUGUUCGUAGUUUACGUGCAAGUCCUGUUAACACAUGUUCAAAAGAUCGAACAUCGAUUGAAGAUUUUGAAAUAAUUAAACCAAUUAGUAGAGGUGCAUAUGGUCGAGUUUUCCUUGCCAGAAAACGAGCAACUGGAGACUUGUUUGCAAUAAAGGUUUUAAAGAAGGCUGAUAUGAUUCGCAAGAAUGCAGUUGAAAGUAUUUUGGCUGAACGUAAUAUCCUUAUCUCAGUUCGCAACCCUUUUGUGGUCCGCUUUUUCUACUCUUUCACAUGUAGGGAAAAUUUGUAUCUGGUCAUGGAAUACCUAAAUGGUGGCGAUAUUUAUUCCUUACUGAGAAACCUAGGGUGCUUAGAUGAAGAUAUGGCUCGAAUUUAUAUCGCUGAAAUUGUUCUUGCUUUGGAAUAUUUGCACUCCUUAAAUGUGAUUCACAGAGACUUAAAGCCAGAUAACUUAUUGAUUGGUCAAGAUGGUCACAUUAAGUUAACAGAUUUUGGGCUCUCCAAGAUUGGUCUUAUCAAUAGUACAGAUGAUUUCACAGGUCCAUCAAUCAAUGGAACUGCUUCACUUGGAGACAAUGGUCCAACAUCUCAAUCUUUGUCAAAAAGAGAACACAGACAAAAGCAUUCAGUAGUUGGUACUCCAGACUAUUUGGCGCCUGAGAUACUUCUAGGCAUGGGACAUGGUGUAACUGCUGAUUGGUGGUCUGUUGGCGUAAUCCUUUUCGAGAUGCUUGUAGGAUUACCGCCGUUCAAUGCAGAAAGUCCACAGCAAAUUUUUGAUAAUAUCAUUAAUAGAGACAUACCAUGGCCCAAGAUACCAGACGAGAUGAGUCAUGAAGCCCAUGAUUUGAUUGACAAAUUGCUGACUGAAAAUUCUGUUCAAAGACUGGGAGCUACUGGAGCCGGAGAGGUGAAGCAGCAUCUUUUCUUUAAAGAUAUUAACUGGGAUACACUUGCAAGGCAGAAGGCCAUGUUUAUACCAUCAGCAGAGCCACAGGAUACAAGUUAUUUCAUGAGCCGUUAUGUAUGGAAUCCAGAAGAUGAGGAUUUUAACUGUGGAAGUGACUUUGAUGAUCAUGAUUUGACAGAUACUUGCAGCAGUAGUUCACUUAGUAACCAACAAGAUGAAGAUGGAGACGAAUGUGGCAGUUUGGCUGACUUCGGUUCAUCAUCAGCCCUUUCUGUGAAGUAUUCGUUCAGCAAUUUCUCUUUCAAGAAUUUAUCACAAUUGGCUUCCAUCAAUUAUGACUUGGUUGUGAAGAGCAGUCAAAACUCACCAGAUGUAUCCAAGCCAUCCAUUCCUUGAAGCUAAUUCACACCAAGUUUGGCUGCUUCAUCAUCCUUUGCUUCGAAACAACUGGUAAGAAUGAAAACUUGGCAUCACUUUUAAGCUUGUUUUGUUUUAUUGCUUAGCGCAGCUCUAGUGAAGUAUUUAACCCUCUUGUAUUAUUACUGUCAGGUAAUAUGUACAUUAAAAGCAUAGUAAUAGUUCAUUCUCAGAAUUGUGUAAAUAUAUGUUCUAGUGUAAAUUAGGGAGAUGUAUUUUGAUGACUCAUGUGGAUCUCUGAAUAUGUUCUGUAAAGUACUGAAAUUCAACUCUGUACAGA
This is a messenger RNA of Cucurbita moschata (crookneck pumpkin), 3823 nucleotides long. RefSeq names its product probable serine/threonine protein kinase IRE. Gene Ontology annotation, biological process: peptidyl-serine phosphorylation; intracellular signal transduction. Bases 1 to 3522 code for a protein of 1173 amino acids. The record is from RefSeq and is a predicted model, not a curated record. Lineage: Eukaryota; Viridiplantae; Streptophyta; Magnoliopsida; Cucurbitales; Cucurbitaceae. Gene Ontology annotation, molecular function: ATP binding; protein serine/threonine kinase activity. The transcript has 17 exons.